Molecule: messenger RNA, 540 nt
Organism: Penicillium bovifimosum
Lineage: Eukaryota; Fungi; Ascomycota; Eurotiomycetes; Eurotiales; Aspergillaceae
Product: hydroxyisourate hydrolase
Exons: 1
Coding region: 1-540 (179 amino acids)
Biological process (GO): purine nucleobase metabolic process
Molecular function (GO): hydroxyisourate hydrolase activity
Source: RefSeq, a predicted model, not a curated record
AUGGCCUCUCAAAGAGUUCCUCAAUCCGAUCGCACCGCCAACCGCCUCGCACAAUACCAACAACAAAUCUCCCCCGCCCCGCACUCCAAACCCUCCCCUCAACCCGCAAAACCACCCACCAUGGCCACCCGCGAUCCCAUCACCUGCCAUUGCCUCAACACACUAUCCGGAACACCGGCAGCCAAUCUGCCCGUGACGCUGACCCUCCUCUCUACCGGGUCAGCCAGCAGCGGUGCCACAUUCCGCGCAACCACGAACGCCGACGGCCGUGUCGCCAACUGGUCCCCAGUCGGGACGGCUUCGGAGUCCGUCCCGGCCAUCUUGGCUGCCUUGCCUGCUGCAGAUAGCAAGACCAAUUGGUCUGUCCGCUUUGAGGUUGGGCCCUGGUACGAGGCUCAGGGUAUUGAGAGCUUCUGGCCGGAGGUUGAAGUCAAGUUUACGGUUAAGGGACGGGGACGUGAGGGGGAGGAGGGCUGGCGCCAUUAUCAUGUGCCUGUUCUUUUGGGUCCGUGGAAUUAUUCGACGUAUCGGGGUUCGUGA